Erigeron canadensis is the source of this 906-nucleotide messenger RNA. RefSeq lists its product as uncharacterized. The transcript has 2 exons. Bases 37 to 753 code for a protein of 238 amino acids. Lineage: Eukaryota; Viridiplantae; Streptophyta; Magnoliopsida; Asterales; Asteraceae. The record is from RefSeq and is a predicted model, not a curated record.
GUGAAUGAUGCAGAAAAUGUCAGUUGGGAUGAAAUAAUGUGGAUAAAUAAUUACUCUGAGCAGUUUCAAAGUUCACAAAGUUAUGAGAGCAAAGAGCUACAAGUUAGGGAAAUUGAACAAUAUGAAGAAAUUUCUUAUCAAAUACAAGAGGCAGUAAUUUCAGAAAGGAAAGAGAUUGAUAGUCAUGAAUUUGAGGCCCAAAAAGAAGUUUACAGUGAGCUUUCAGGGGAUGAUUCUAAUCAAAAUGAGGCCAGUGUGGAGUUAGUAUUUGAAAGUAAGAUUGAAGGCACACAAAAUACUGAUGAUCACGCAAAAUUGGCGAGUUUUGAUCCAAUUUAUAUAGGGGUUUUUGCUCUCAUUCUGGUAGUGGUGGCUACAAGUUUUCUUUAUUAUUCAAUAGUUGUACAAAAGAAGACAGCCGUGCCAGCACUGGUGCUUGUGAAUCGUGGAGAAGUAACAAGUUCCUACAUGAAUUUUGGUACAACAGGAAGUGUAUAUUCUGAAUGCCAAGAGAGCAACUUUUAUCAGCCUCGAUGGAAGAAUAACAUGUCGCCGACCAAGACUGAAUCAAGCUCUUCAAGUCAUAGAAGCUCCUCACGCUAUGGACGGUCAACUGGAGAUUCGCUUACCCAUGGAAGCUUUACAGUUGAGAAGGAGAUUAUUAAUAAAAAGAAAAGCCAUACUCCAGAGGUGAUCAUAUCUAGGGUGAGGCGAUCCAGCAGAAUAAACAACCGAUCCUUCUCGUCUCCAUGAAACCAUAAAACGGCCUCGUUAGACCUCCUUAAUAGAUCUUUCUUCGUACGUAAUUUUGUGCAUUUUUGGGUUGUAAAUAGGUGUCGUACAGUGGUAGUAUAGUCUGUUGGUUUUUCAUCUUCAAAUACAUGAAAUAAAUUCUCUUAGCUGUAA